Cordyceps militaris CM01 is the source of this 549-nucleotide messenger RNA. RefSeq lists its product as uncharacterized. NCBI's taxonomy places the organism in Eukaryota, Fungi, Ascomycota, Sordariomycetes, Hypocreales, Cordycipitaceae. The coding region runs from base 1 to 549 and encodes 182 amino acids. The record is from RefSeq and is a predicted model, not a curated record. The transcript has a single exon.
AUGACAGCCAACCAGCACCGUCAGUUCCGGCAUUGGCCUGUCACAAAAAAAAGAAAGACGGCCAUGCACGCGUGCGCCUGCAUGCUGCAGUCCGAGAUCAAUACUCACCCGCCCUCCCAAUCGCAUACCUUGAACUUGCUACCUGCAGGCUGCAGAUGGCCUGUCAACGGACGGCUCGCCGACCCUGUCGCGUCUGCAACCUCGACCACGCCCUCCACCGCUCCCAUCACCACGACGCCCGACUCGAUUGCAAACCCCGGCCGCAACAGCUCGAGUCAACUUCAGUGGCUCGCUAGCGCACCUUGCGGCCUGGCGUUGGAGCCCAAAACCCGCCCACACGGUCGGGAACGCACGCCCUCUGCAAGAUGGUGGGCUGGUGGCUGGCCCCUGCAAGUCCGUCCGCUCCCCGCUCCCCCAAUGCAUCCGAAAAGCGCAACACAGAACCCCGAAAAAGAAAGCUGCAUGCCAAAGAGAGAAGAGGAGACGUGGGUCGCUGACCUUGUCUUCGUCGACCCGUCAACCCUGUCUGGUCGAUUUGACUCCUGUUGA